CAAAGACUGGGAUGCUGAUGGUUGAAGGAUGGAUGCAAAGACAAAUCAUCUUAUAAAUAGACUAUGCGGACUUCGUUAAAAUGUACCUCGGUCGUGCAAAAAAGACGAUUGAUCAAUGUGAUCAGAAAGAAUUCGAAGAUAAGAAAAGAAAACACAUAGAACGUGAGAAAAUAGGUAAAAAUGAAGAUAUUACAGCCAACGGCGAAGACUUUAAACCGGACGAGUUACCGGAUGGUGCGUGUUUUCGGCUUAAAUCUGUCAGCAUGGGACCUGAAGAUUCUACUACUGCCAUUAGAAAGGCAGAGUACAUCGGUUCAUUCUCUGUGAAUGGGGAGGAUCAAUCAACCAGGACAGAGUUUGUUCAACAUCAGCUGGCGAAUAUGCAUAAAGUGGAGAAGAGCAAGAAAGUUCUGCUGGUAAUUUCCCUGUCUGGAGUGAAAGUUUGCAGCAGCUCAGGGGAGGUAAAUAGGAAAAUCCUUAUAUGUGUCUUGUUCUGAGAAAACUGGG
Dreissena polymorpha is the source of this 507-nucleotide messenger RNA. RefSeq lists its product as uncharacterized. The record is from RefSeq and is a predicted model, not a curated record. The transcript is spliced from 3 exons. The coding region runs from base 81 to 497 and encodes 138 amino acids. NCBI's taxonomy places the organism in Eukaryota, Metazoa, Mollusca, Bivalvia, Myida, Dreissenidae.